Molecule: messenger RNA, 2033 nt
Organism: Hirundo rustica (Barn swallow)
Lineage: Eukaryota; Metazoa; Chordata; Aves; Passeriformes; Hirundinidae
Product: arylacetamide deacetylase-like 4
Exons: 4
Molecular function (GO): hydrolase activity
Source: RefSeq, a predicted model, not a curated record
UUCGGCCUUCUUCUUCUUCUUGGAGUCAAGAGAUUCUGGGCCUAUGAAAGACAGUGCCGCUAUAUCUGCAGGAAGACCAAUUCAGUGGUGGUGUGUGUUGGGUAUCGUUUGGCUCCUGAGCACCCAUAUCCAGCCCAGUUUGAGGACUGUCUCACUGCUGCCGUCCACUUUCUAAGGACUGCACAAGACCAUGGAGUCGACCCUUCCCGCGUUGUCGUUUGUGGAGACAGCAGUGGAGGGACACUCACUGCUGCUGUUGCCCAGGCACUGGUGAACAGAAGAGAUCUCCCAAAGCUGAGAGCACAGAUCCUAAUUUAUCCUUUUCUGCAGUGUGUGGACUUAAAUUUGCCUUCUUAUCAGCAGAAUGGGGGAGUACCCAUUUUGCUAAAGGAACGAACCCUUGUUCUUGGCUUGAAGUAUGUUAAUGUGGACUUGGGCAUCAUCAAAGACAUAUUUAAAGGCUGCCAUGUUUCAGAAGAUCGGAGACUGAAAUAUCAGAAAUGGGUGAGUCCCGAUUACAUCCCUCAAGAGUUUAAAACAAGAGGUUACAAACCAAAUCCAACAUAUCUACCCUCAAAAGAAAUCUGUGAAGUAGCUGAGUCCGUGUUUGACCCUGUUUUUUCACCACUGUUGGCUGAAGACAGUGUUAUUGCUCAGCUUCCUGAGACUUUCAUUUUGACCUGUGAAUUUGAUGUGCUUAGAGACGAUGGACUGCUGUACAAGAAACGAUUAGAGGACCAUGGUAUAAAAGUGACGUGGUGCCAUCUGCAAGAGGGAUUCCAUGGAACAGUGUUCUUAGCGCUUUUUGGGAAGAGGGGGAUGGAUGCCUCCUGAUCAAACCCAGGUGUGGCAGUGUUUCUUAUCUCUGUCACCACCCCUCCAUCCUCCAGGGGACAUCUUCUGAUAAUGGGCCAUUAGGGUCCACCAAUGACAUGACACAUUCCAUCAUCCCAUUGGGAGAUGCUCCACACAGUGGGGGAGGAGCCAGCUGUUCCUAGCUAGACAAAAACUGGGACUGAAGGACACAAGGGAUCUGGUUUUUCCACUGGAUUCCCGGAGGAAGACUGGACCCAUCUCAUCACCACUGGAUUUUCUACAGGACCAUCUCUACUCUACAGAACCACAUCUGUUACUCCAGGAGGAUUUAUCUGGACUGCUUCCAACACCCUGAUCACCAGGGUGCCAGGUCAUAUCCCUGACUGUGUCAGGGUUUUUCCAGGAUUUUUGUUUGCUUCCUUGCUUGUUUGUUUGUACUACUACAUUUCUAUUUUCUUUUUUAAAUAUUCCUAGUAAAGAACUGUUACUCCUAUUCCCAUAUCUUUGCCUGAAAGCCCCUAAUUGCAAAAUUACAAUUAAUUUGGAGGGAAGGGGGUUUACAUUUUCCAUUCCAAGGGAGGCUCUAGUUUUCCCUGGCAGACACCUGUGUUUCAAAACCAAGACAAGAGUGUGGUCAAAGAUUUAGGAAAGCCUGUAUAUGGUGAGUGCUGAAUUUGAGACAGGCUUAAAGAAGACUGAAUGUAGCAGGAAAAAUGUGAACAUAAAUAAAAGAAGGGGAAGAGAAGGAGAAGAGAGGGAAAGGGCAGGCCUGGAACUACAGAUGUUAUAACAACUAUUGUUUAAGGACAAUAUCUAUUAAACAAUAUCUAUUAAAAAACCCAUGCAUAUACAUUUUAUAUACAGAUAAUAGAUACAUGGGAAUAUAAAGUAAUAUCAGUUCCUUUACAAAGUGUAGGCCUGCACUGGCUGAUGCAGGAAGGACUCUUCCUUUGAGGGACAGUGUCAAGUGCCUUUGGAAAGGAGAAUGACUGAGAAAAUAAAAUUAAAAAAAAAAAAAAAAAAUCAAAGUUCAGGUCAAUCUAAAAUUGUUUACAAUAAGAGAUGAAUGAUCAAAGAAACCAAUACAAACCAAAAUGGCAUAACAAAAGUGUAAAGCUUUUUUCUCAGAAAUGAACUCAAGUAUUUUCCAGAAAUGUCAGUAAACGUUUUAAUUACGCCAUUCUGAGGUGAAUGUGUAACUGUAGAACAGUGUAAUU